Phragmites australis (common reed) is the source of this 2084-nucleotide messenger RNA. RefSeq lists its product as uncharacterized. The record is from RefSeq and is a predicted model, not a curated record. Bases 549 to 1874 code for a protein of 441 amino acids. The transcript is spliced from 5 exons. NCBI's taxonomy places the organism in Eukaryota, Viridiplantae, Streptophyta, Magnoliopsida, Poales, Poaceae.
UUCUCCUAAUCGCAGCUUAAGCACUGGGCGCUCCCAGCUUAAACCUCAAACCCGCGGGUAAAAUUUCGAGCACCCACCCCGACGAGCCAAACCAAACGAGACACGGCGAGCCGCCGCCGCACCGCGAGCCUCAGGACCUCGCCCGACUCCCUAAACCCCCGCCGCCCCGAGGCGACGAGCCCCAUCAGCGCAAAACCGUUCUCGAAACGCUAAGCCUCGCGAUCCAUGGAGCUGCUCCUCGCCGCCGCCUCCCGGCCGUCGCCGCGCCCGUGAGCCCGGCGAGCAACCGGGGGCUCGGAUUCGGCGGAUCUUGAAGGCUUCUCGCUGGUCUCGUGGCGGACUGGUCCUGCAUUCGAGCCGUGGCAGGCUUGGGGAUCGUCCCUCGAGGUAUUUUUUGGCCGUGUAGCGUGGAGCGAGGCAGCCAAGUUGCCGAUUUGUUAGGGGAAAGCGAAAGGGAGCGAGCAACUUUUGGAUCAAGGAUAGGGGGGUAAGGAAAGAGGAAUCGUUUUGUCGCUGCUUCGGUUUUGGGGUUUAGAAACUUCUGCCCGAUGGAUUUCUUCAAGAUCAAGAAGCUUGGGAAGGGCAAGAAGAGCGCCGGGUGUCGGGGAGAGAUAGUAGAAUCCGACGAUGAUGCGAACGCCGGGAAUGUAGCCCCAGAGGAGGAUCAGAAAGCUGGCAUCUUGGAGGGGAAUGCCGGAGCGGCAAAGAGUGCGGGUGAGGGCAAUGGGGUGGACAAGGAAGGGGAGGAGGAGGAGGACGAUGACGAUGACGAUGAUUUCAUCACGAAUGAAGUGAAGCGGAGGCUCAGGGAGUUGAGGAAGAACAGCUUCAUGGUGCUCAUCCCCGAGGAGGAAUGCGCCGAGGUUGAGGAGGAUGGGGGGGAGGAGGAAGGGAGUAGCUCUAGGGAGUGGAUGGAGUUGGACGCCGGCGACGGGUUCCCGUUGUGCAGGUUUGAUUCGCUGUAUGAUAAAUACUGCGAGAGGAUGCUGGUGUUUGAUAAGAUGAUGAUGCAGCUCUUGAAGGAUCCAGGAUCAUUGAACAUCUCAAAAAAGUCUCCAAGAUCAGCAUCCAAAUUGGCAUCCACCCUGCGCAGCCUCUCAUUCAAAAGAAGAGAUGAGCUCCAAGAGGAUUGUGAGCAACUUCAGCAACAGCAAAGCGAGGAUGAUCCUUAUCAAACACUUGAGACUGCAUAUGUUGCUCAGGUUUCAUUAAGCUGGGAGGCUCUGCAUUGUACAUACGUGCACCUGAGCCUUAUAGUUGCAGCACAACCUGAUAAUCCUACAACCUAUAGCUGCGCUGCUCAAGCAUUCCAGCAAUUCCAGGUUCUGUUGCAGAGAUUUAUUGAGAAUGAGCCAUUUGAGCAUGGUUCCCGGGUCGAGAUAUAUGCACGGUCUCGGAGCUCGUUUUCUAAGUUGCUUCAGGUGCCCACUUUUCAAGUUGCAGAUAGGAAAGAAAAGACUGAAGAACAAAUGGAACCAUCGAUUUUCGCAUCUGAUCUCAUCAAAUUAUUAGAGGAAUCUAUCUUAACUUUCCGUCUUUUUCUGAAGAAGGACAAGAAAAAGAGUAGUGCCAGUGUUCAUGGUCAUACAGGAAGCUCGAUUCAGCAAGUUCAAUCCUCUAUCGACAAGAAGGAGACAAAGGUGAAGGAGCUGUUCAAGAAGAAGAAAGGGUGGAAGAACAAGACCUGGCCAGCCACAAUGGAGGAAGUCCAGCUGCUGUUCACCCUGAUCGAUAUCAAGGUCGUGUCACGGGUCCUGAGGAUGGCGAAUCUCAGCAAGGAGCAGUUGCUGUGGUGCGAGGAGAAGAUGAGCAAGCUGGACCUCUCCGACAACCGGCUGCGCCGUGAUGGAUCCCCCAUCCUUUUCCCCUGUUGACGCAGGGCCUCCGUUUUGUGGCAUGCCUUGCCAUGUGUGGCAUCUGCUACUUGUCGAAAAUAGCUGCUCUAUGAAGCUCACACCAUUUGCCUAGCUUAUGAUAUGUACAUGCCUUUAGGCUUUAGGCUGAGAUGUCUAUACUAAAAGUAGAACUUGAAAAGAGAUUCUUGUUGCAGCUCCGAGUUCAUGUUUGUUGUGCGUUCAGCUGAG